Fonsecaea multimorphosa CBS 102226 is the source of this 432-nucleotide messenger RNA. RefSeq lists its product as uncharacterized. Gene Ontology annotation, biological process: DNA repair. Lineage: Eukaryota; Fungi; Ascomycota; Eurotiomycetes; Chaetothyriales; Herpotrichiellaceae. The coding region runs from base 1 to 432 and encodes 143 amino acids. The record is from RefSeq and is a predicted model, not a curated record. Gene Ontology annotation, molecular function: catalytic activity. The transcript has a single exon.
AUGCCUCGAGAAAAAUCAGAAGAAGCGCAGUGGUGGUAUGAAGCCGUGUACUCGGCCAUUCAGCAAAUCCCCCACGGCAAAGUCACCAGCUACGGGCACAUUGCCCUCCUCCUCGACUUCCCCAAACGCGCCAGACAGGUUGGUGUAUGUCUCAAGCACCUGCCCACGUUCGACCCUGCAAAUCCGGAUCAAUACUUCUUUCACGAUCAGAAUGUCCCGUGGCAGAGAGUGGUCAACUCAAAGGGCGGCAUCAGCCCGCGCGGUGAUGAUGGGGCAGCAGCAAACAGGCAGGCGGAGAGAUUGCGUGCCGAGGGGGUCGAAGUCAACCCCGCCAGAGGUAUUGAGGAGAUGACGGUCGACUUAGGCGCAUAUGGUUGGUUUCCAUCAAAGCUGCCGGAUGAGGAGAGUGAGGAUGACAUGCAGAGCCGAUAG